GGUCGAUGUCGCAGGCAGAAAGGACAGUGCUUAUUUUGGGGGCUCCAUUUGCAGGAUAUCCGCUCAUUUUCGGAGGCCGUUUCCGCUGCUGCUUUUGCCAGAGAGCAAUGUGGCACAACUUCCCCAAGUCUCCUUGUGGAUAUACUACAGUGUCGCCGCUUCCAAAGUCCGAUUUCGACCGGUAGUCUCUAGGGCAGUUCCUUUCUGUGGAAUCAUUCCACUUGGUAGUUCUGAUCGUGGAUUACUUCAGAAUAAUCUGGGGGCGUCUCACGUUCUCCCGAAGGGCCUGAGGCUUCCUCUCCCUCCGAUAUCUUGCGGGAGUUUCCUAUGUAGUCUUGGCUGUGUAAGUCCUCGAAAACGCCCUAAAAUAAGUGACUGUGGAGCAAACGAACCACCUGAUAAGUGAAAAUGAAUGUAGUGACUGCAACUCUCAAAGGUGUACUUCCUUGUGUGUAUGUUCUCUACACCAGUGGAAAAAUGUCUUGCAACAAAAAUCAGAAAGUGGUUCGAUGAAGAAAAUGCGUCAGUCAAAGAACCACUCGAUGAACACCUAUGGGAACCUAAGAAGUCUAGAAAGUAUAAAGGGUAAACCCAAAAAAAGUGAAGUAAAGUUUCAGUGAAGACUUUGAGAGACUGUGCUGAAGCGUUUGGUGGUGUUUCUGUGUCUGAGCUUUUAAAAGGACCUGUCCAGAAGAAGAGCUUUUACAGGAACCUGUCUAGAAUUUCUGCAUCCCUGUUGUCUCUUGAAGUGUUCUGCAAAAUGGCUUCCUCAGCACCUGCUAUUUCUUCGAAUGACUCGAGAAAUAUGAGACUGAGAAUGUUUGUGAAGAAGUAUGGAAAGAAGGUCGUUCACCUCAUAUAUACCUUCCACUUUCUCCACGGACAACACAAGAACAUCCGAGAGAUUCUCACCGACAACCAAGUUCCAUUUCAAGGGAGGAGAUGUCCCUUCAACGACCAGGACGUCAGAAAUCUCACAGAGAAGCUUCCGGAAGAUCUGGACAUCACAUUGAUGAACAAAGUCUGCCUGGUUCUUUGGCAAAGGGGGGUGAAUGACCCUGGGGAUGAAUUAAAAGGGUUAUUAAAAAAGAUCAAAGAUGUGAACAACUUUGUUAGCCACGAAGAUCCUUAUAUGUCAGAACCAGAAUUGGAAAGUAAACUCAGAGACUUUUUAGCAACACUCAAGGAAACCCUUUAUAAAAUCAAGUCUCUCUUUCCAUCUCACGGUUCUGACACUGACCAGCUUAGAGAAGAGAUCCAAGAUGCUGUCCCAAAGCUCCUAGAAAAGGUCCGUGAGAAAUAUGAUCCCUCAAACCCCCAGGAUGUGCAAAGGCUUAAAGAGGAAAUAGGAGAGUUUAGGAGUGAGACCUAUGAGUUGAUACAAGAAUCAUCUGUAGCAGAACUCCGGUCUCUUAAUGAACGCCUCUGUCAGAGUUUGCCCUACGACUGGCUCACUCUGUAUGGUACUACAGAUCCAAGUAACAUUGUGGUCUCUUUACAAGUGGAAUAUGAUAAGGAGUUGAAUAGAAGUCACCAUGGUAAUAAAAGUAUCAUUGUAAAUCAAAAUGAAAUCUUCAACAUUAAAGACCGAAUGGGAAAAGACCCUGAAGUUGUGAUUAUAUCUGGCGAUGCAGGUUCUGGAAAGACCACAAUUCUUUGUUCCUAUGCAGAGGAAUGGUGCAAGAACACAAAUGAUGUGCCAGAACUCUCUUCCUUCACAUUUCUGCUCUGUAUGCAGUUCAGGAAUCAUGACCACGACAACUUUGAUGACUACCUUAAAAGCUCACUUCCAAACAAUGUUGCUAGCUUUCCCUUUGACCUUGUCAAAUUGGUAGUCCUGGGUUCAAAGUGUUUGGUCUUGUGUGAUGGCUAUAAUGAGGCCAAUGAGAAUUCAAGAAAACUCUUUCAAGAUUUUUUAAAACUGAAUUCAAAUAAGAUGAAGUUUGUUGUCACAACAUGUGCAGGGGAUACCGAGAGACUAGAAAAAAUUGUGAACAAUGGCCAACGUUCCAGAAUCAACCUCAAAGUUUCGGGUCUUCAGAAAGAGGAUAUGAAAAUGCUCGCAGAAAAGCUCAUUGGUCACCUGGUGAAAGAUAAUAUCACCCAACAGGAGCAAAUGAAAGAGGAGCUGCUUCAGAAAAUAGAAGAAAUGAAUGCUGAUACUAGAACCAUCCUGCAAACCCCACUGUAUUUCAACUUGUUCGUUCUCCUUUACAUUGAGUGUCCAGAUGAAAUGAGCACCAGGACAACAGUCUACUUACAGGUGAGAAGGCACAAGAUCAAGAGAAUCUCCCACAAGACAGAAAUCUCUGAGGAAUCGCUGGAGAAAUUUGAUGCACUGUACAGAAAAUGGUGUCUGAAACAUUACCUUGAGGAAAAAUAUGAAUAUUCCGUGGCAGAUGUGAGAAGCUUUGAAGAGGAGAUUAGGCAAACGUUACCUGAAGUACUUCAGAACUUUGAUGCCAUCAUGUCAUCCUAUUUCUCCAUAAAGAAAACAAAGAAGCAUCAGGCCAGUGUCAAUGUCUACUGCCACAGACACAGAAGUGAGCAGGAGUUUGCAGCUGCAGGCAGCAUCUGCGAUGACAUCGUCACAUCAAGUAAAAGGACACAAGGAGGAUACACUGUUUGGGAUGUCCUGCUUUCGGUAGGAUCCUGGGAUGGAAGUGAUCCAAGACAGUUAUUUAUGAGAUUCAGAGAAGUGAUUUUCUUCAUACCAGGAAUACUUUACAGCACUGAGAGAGAUGUGCUGUAUGAUACAAUAGAGGAGAUACAUGAACUCUAUGUAUUAUUCAGAGUCUUUGGUGAUGAUGAUGAUGAUGACGAUGAGGGACAUGAUGGAGUUUAUAGAGGACAUGAUGCUCUUUUGGACCCAUGUAUUGAAACCAGACUGGACGAUAAGGUUUUGGAAUCACUCGUGUCACAGAUGAGAAAAACUUCUCUGAAGGACCAAGUAACAUUCCAAGAACCCAAGAGCCUUUAUGUCCUACCGUCCUUGCUGCCUAAACUGAGGCCUAAAAGGAUUAAAUUGGACUUUUCAUCUUCAAUACCGCGAAGAAACAUCCCACAUCUCAUUCAGACUCUGAAGUCUGCUGCCAAUAACAACUUUGGCACAGCGGUUGAGCUUUUGAUGUAUCUAAGUGACUGGGCACAACUUCCAGGACAGGAAAAGGACGAGGAGGAGGAGAAGGAGGAGGAGGAGGACCAGGUUUUGCCUCCAGUAGAUAAAUUACGUAAGUAG
Messenger RNA from Macrobrachium nipponense, 3238 nucleotides. RefSeq lists its product as uncharacterized. NCBI's taxonomy places the organism in Eukaryota, Metazoa, Arthropoda, Malacostraca, Decapoda, Palaemonidae. The transcript has 2 exons. The coding region runs from base 761 to 3238 and encodes 825 amino acids. The record is from RefSeq and is a predicted model, not a curated record.